AUUUGUAUUUGGUUAUUUCAGGGGCGAAGUUAGAACGAUGAUGUUGCCGAUACUUGCUUUGAUUGUUGCAAUUUUCAUUCCAAAUGGAGUUUUGUCAAUUCCCUCUUCCACAGUUCCCGCAUUUCUUUGGUCAUCUCAUUAUAACCUAGUCUCAGACAAUGGAUUGAAGGAGUCUGUUAAUUAUCAGGUCAUUUCUCCAAAAGACCUAGCAAAGUCUGUUUUAUCUGAAGCAGGCUGGUCAAAUUUUCUGUGCAAAGGGAAGAAAUCUCAGGAUCCUCUCGAUCUGGCACUUCUAUUUGUGGGUGGAGAGGUAAUAUCGUUCAAGCGUUUAUAUAGAUAGUUUGUGAUUAUUAUGAAGGUGUU
Trifolium pratense (red clover) is the source of this 363-nucleotide messenger RNA. RefSeq lists its product as uncharacterized. Bases 38 to 340 code for a protein of 100 amino acids. The record is from RefSeq and is a predicted model, not a curated record. The transcript is spliced from 3 exons. NCBI's taxonomy places the organism in Eukaryota, Viridiplantae, Streptophyta, Magnoliopsida, Fabales, Fabaceae.